Messenger RNA from Dermacentor silvarum, 2732 nucleotides. Its product is annotated as monocarboxylate transporter 9-like. Gene Ontology annotation, molecular function: monocarboxylic acid transmembrane transporter activity. Bases 142 to 1848 code for a protein of 568 amino acids. The transcript has 7 exons. The record is from RefSeq and is a predicted model, not a curated record. Gene Ontology annotation, biological process: transmembrane transport. Lineage: Eukaryota; Metazoa; Arthropoda; Arachnida; Ixodida; Ixodidae.
GGCGCAGUGCGAUGUGGUCUCGGGCUCCGCUUUUAACCGCCUCUUAUUAUCAAGCGUGGUUUCAGCGGCUUGCGCGUAGCAACCCCAGCAGGAGCGCAGCUGCACCGAAGUCCGAGGAUAGCAUCGUGGAUUAGGUACAACAUGGGAAACAGAGAAGCGGCAAAGUCGAUAGAUGAUACAUCAGUCACCGUUCAUCGGCCAAACUUGGACAAAGCCUGGUGUGUUCCAUUGUUGGCCUCGAUUUCGACCUUCCUAUUGACAAUGCCUUUCACCUGCUUUGGUCUCCUCUUCGUGAUCAUCGAGGAGAAGUUCGGGACCACACGGGAAGAGACGUCUUGGAUAGAAAGUGUGUUCAUUAUGUGCAGCAACCUAUCAGCACUCGCAAUAGCUUUUCUUCAGCUGCGCUUCACUCUUUCCCACAUUGCGCUGUUGGCCGCCGUCCUGACCAGCACAGCUGUUAUUGCAUCUGCAUUCGCUCCAAACGUGAUUUGGAUGAGCAUCGUUUUCGGUGGUGCUUAUGGUUUUGCAGUCAAGCUAUUCGUGGCAGCCGUUUCAAUCUACACGAUGCUGUACUUCGACAAGUACCGGGCGACAGCGCAGUCCUUCAUCAGCUCCUCUCAAGGCGCAGCUGGCAUGGCGGGCCAAUCUCUGCUGUUGUGGCUCGAGAAGAGCUACGGCUUCGCAGGAGCGUUGGUCGUACUCGGAGGGAUACUCCUGCACGCUGUACCACUCACCAUGCUUCUGAACGAACACCGCGGGAUAGGAUUUACUUGCUUCCGAAGAAGGAAGUCGUCAGCGUUUGACGGCAACAUCGUCGUUACCCCUGCGAUCUCUCGUUCAAGCAAAUCUGCGCUUUUAAAGUCGGCACAGCAGCGGAAGUUCUCAGAAGUACAAGGCAGCGCGGAACAGAAGCUUGCCUUUGGAGUUGUAAAUAAUAAUUCUAUUACAAGGGAAAAAGCACUCUCUUCUGAAGUUACUUGUGCAGAAGCAAAAUCAUCAUUUGAGGGUGCUAUGUUGCAAGAAUAUAGUGCAAAAAAUUCUCCGAGCAAUUUCUCAAUAACUCGAAGCGAAAGUUUGUUCCCUUUAAAAACAGCGCCCAAAACUCCACUAUCAAAUUUAGGACCAAAAUUAAACACUUCACCAAAUCGGAUGGUUGCGCCAAAACAAAGCUGUUCCUUAAAAAUUGCGCUUUCAUUGUUUAAAGAACCAGCAUUUUACGUUUUACUCGUAGGAUUUGUAGUUGGAGAUUACACUGAAAUUGUGUUCCUCGCCACGGCCGUCGAAUACGCUCAGGAUAAGUCAGUAAGCGUCCAGAAAAGCGAACAACUAGUCACUCUGUGGUUUCUAGGACAGUUUCUCGGCAGUGGCCUUUUACCGCUGUUAGCCGACUGCGUGGGGCACAGCCGUUCAAUUUUCUAUGUGGUCACUUUCGCCCUUUCCUCCGUCUCUCUGGUGGUGCUGCCUCAUGUGAUGGACAUUCCGAGCCUUUCCGUUGUCCUGCCGAUACACGGCAUGGCAAUGGGCUUCAUCAGGUGCGUCAAGUGCGUAGUUAUAGCCGAUCAAGUUGGCCCUGAACGGACGGCAGCUUGUUGGGGCAUCAGCGGGCUGGCGAUAAUCCCCUUAUCUUUGGCCAACCCAAUGAUCAUUGGUUUCUUUCGGGAUUCGGGAGGUUCAUACGACAACUUCUACAGGAUGCUUGGUGGAAUCAACUUCUUCGUGAUGGUUCAGCUUGCUGUCUUCCUUGUCUGCAGCAAAAAGGAGAAUAACGCAACUGUAACGGCGGUCAUUUGCACAACUAGCACCGUCAUACACGAGGAAAAAGCGUGGCCACUUCCUCUGGUGUCCUGAUUCUGAAGCGCACUUGUGUUGGGCUUGUAGGGGUAUUUUAGGAAUAAGUACGGUACUUUUUUAGUACCUUGAGGUUCUCCUUCUCGCAUAAAGUCUCCAGAUCAUGUGCAUAGGAAAAGAUUGUUCAUGGGAAUGCGUGCAGAGCUCUCAAUUUCUACUUGCUCAAUAUUCAAGAGAAAGCACGAGCGCAUAGUCUCGGUCAGUUUUACGUCUAAGCAUAAAAACUUGGUGUGGCAGCUACAAUUCAGUACAGCAAUAUAGAGGAGUGCAUCUAGGACGACACAGCGUCGCUAUUCAGUUCAAAAUGAAAAUUAAGAGAUGUACCGCUGCACGAAAUUGCCCAUUCCAGAGGCACCUUUACAAAUCGUGGUACAUAUUGCAUUCAAAAUAGGCCAUUCAUAAAAUUUCGGUAGAAUAAUAAUAGGCAUAUAGUAGUGAUUGGCUGACGUAAGGCAAGGGUAAUCGGAAAUGGCUGGGAGAGGUGUUCAUUGACCCUGCAUUGGACAAGAAAUAGACGGAGUAUAAUUAUAUUUUUAUUAUAAUGACGACAAUAUCGACAACUUUUUAAUUGCGGAUAGAUACUGUGACUUCACUUUUCCAUUGUUCUACAAUGUUUGCAAGGACCAACAUCCAACAUUAUUCAUUAGAAUAAGUUCAAAAUAGAUACUGAACCGUGAAUACACUAGCAACUAAUUAUUGAAAGCAAAGUGAUAUAUCAGCGAAGAAUGCUUAGAGGUAGUGUGCUGAAAGGUGAAACACAGAUCCUCUAAGGUCAUCUAUGCGCUGAUGAUUCAGAGAUAACAAGAAGCCGUGCGAAGCUACAGGCAAACAACUAGAGGCAAACAAAAAGCCGUGGAAAGAUGACAACGACAAGACAACAAAAA